UGGAAUAUCUCCACGAUAAAUAGCCAGUCUCCUCCUCCAAUCCCCAAUUGAGUUCUCUCUCUUUCUAUCUCUCUCCAUAUCAAUUAGCAAAAGAGAUAAAGAUAGAGAGCAUAACUAUUGAACAAUUGCCAGAGCUUUGUAAGACAAAAAGUGUGAGUGUUCAAAGUGAUUCUCAUACUAUAAAAGAAGAGGGGGAGAAAAGAAGAUAUAUUAAAGGAGGUGAAGAUGGUGAGGGCUCCUUGUUGUGAGAAGAUGGGGUUGAAAAAGGGGCCUUGGACACCCGAGGAAGACCAGGUCCUCAUGUCGUACAUCCAGCAGCACGGCCACGGGAACUGGCGCGCCCUCCCCAAACUUGCCGGGCUAUUAAGAUGCGGGAAGAGUUGCAGGCUUCGAUGGAUAAACUAUCUUCGACCUGAUAUCAAAAGAGGGAACUUCACCCAGGAAGAAGAAGACACCAUCAUUCAUUUGCAUGAAAUGCUUGGCAAUAGGUGGUCAGCUAUCGCAGCAAAGCUGCCCGGUCGCACAGACAAUGAGAUAAAAAAUGUGUGGCAUACUCAUCUGAAGAAGAGGCUGAAGCACAGCGGGGCCUCCCCAAAGCACGAGUCCGACACCGGAAGGAAAUCCCAACCCUCAAGCUCCACCUCCACCCUUCAAGAAUCUCAGACUCCCGCAAGCAGGCCAAUGUCGCCCCAGCCGUCAUCAAGCGAGAUCUCUUCAGUCACAGAAACUUCAACGGUGGCCAGAGAAAAUAACAAUAACUUGGAGGUCAAGAGCGAGCAGGCAGACUUCUCCAUGGAAUCGCUCCCGAUGAUCGACGAUAGCUUCUGGACUGACCCUAUGUCGAACAGUCCUUCAGGCGAGUCAUCAGAUUUCUCGACUCUUACCAACAGUACCGUGCAUAUACAGUUCCCCUUUAUCGAAUCAGCUGACAUGAGCAAUGGAGAACUACUAUGGAACGAUAAUCACGUUCUGAACAUGGAUGACGGCAUGGAGUUCUGGUACGAUCUCUUCAUAGGAGCAGGCGGCGUGCAAGAACUACCUGAUUUUUAGACUCUUAUUACUUACUGAUCGCCGACGACUGGCGGACGUCACAAGACUUCCUUGGUCAGUAGCAACAAGUUCCCAUGGUGCAUGAUCAGAUUAAACUCACGUUGACUCGUCAACCAGUCGCUGCUUGGGAUCGUGGCGAGUACCGUUUGGCUGUUAGGAGAUUGGGAAUCAUUCUUUUGACAUAUUAGUACACAAAAAAGAGUAAUAAGGAACUGGGGGGGAAAAUGUCUCCCGGCCAACUAUUCAAAAAAGGCAAAGGCAAGCAAAAGUCUUUUUGAUGAUAAUAUGUUGACACAUGAGAACAAAGGAUGUUGACUUAGGAACAGUGUACUUUUCUAGUCUCACAAAGUUACCUUUAGGGUUUUCUUUUAUUAUGGGUUUUAGUCAUGUCUAAAAUUCAUUUUGAACAGAUUCAUUCUCCUCCAUAUAUACAAAAGGGCCACAGCAGGUCCGUUCGAUUGAUACC
Messenger RNA from Punica granatum (pomegranate), 1516 nucleotides. The record is from RefSeq and is a predicted model, not a curated record. Lineage: Eukaryota; Viridiplantae; Streptophyta; Magnoliopsida; Myrtales; Lythraceae.